Molecule: messenger RNA, 1995 nt
Organism: Protobothrops mucrosquamatus (brown spotted pit viper)
Lineage: Eukaryota; Metazoa; Chordata; Lepidosauria; Squamata; Viperidae
Product: vomeronasal type-2 receptor 26-like
Exons: 8
Coding region: 1-1995 (664 amino acids)
Biological process (GO): G protein-coupled receptor signaling pathway
Cellular component (GO): membrane
Molecular function (GO): G protein-coupled receptor activity
Source: RefSeq, a predicted model, not a curated record
AUGCGUCUCCUCUUAAUGCCUCCAACCCGUGAACUUAACAGUGGGAAUAACAAGUGUGACAUCCUGAACAAACUUAUAUCGGUUGUUGUGACUAUUGAUCCAGCUAUUGCUAGUGAUAUGGCAGAUAUUUUAGAGACUUACAAAGUUCCAGUGCUAUUGCCAUAUAUGACUUGCAAGGCUCCAUCAAUAAAAUGCAGCAUCCAAGAUCCUAUCCCGAUUGAUCACAAAUAUUUCCAAUCAGGUGACCUAAUUGUUGGUGCCAUCACCUCUUUUGUCUUCACAACUAGAAAUGCAGAAAGCUUUGAGGAAGAUCCUCAUCAUACUCUUCUAAGUGAAUCUCUAGUCCUGACUAAGUAUUAUCAGCAUAUUUUGACUAUGAUAUUUGCUGUGAAGAAGAUCAAUGAAGAGCACCAACUUUUAGCUAAUAUCACCCUGGGUUUCAGGAUCUGUGAUAGGUAUGCUGGCUAUCAGGCCAAAAUGGAAUUUUUCUCCAGUCAGAACAGAUUCAUUCCCAAUUACAAGUGUGGCAACUUGAACAAACUUAUAUCGGUUGUUGGGACUAUUGAUCCAGGAGUCUCUUUGGUAGAUUUUUUAGAUACUUACAAAGUCCCACAGCUUCACUUCUUUUUGAAAAGAGUCUCAUUUAACAACAGUGUUGGGGAUGAAAUUUCCUUUGAUCAUAAUGGAAAAUUGAUUACAGGACUGGAGAUUGAGAACUGGGUCACCUUCCCCAACCAGUCGUUCCAUCGAGUGAAAGUUGGGAAGCUGAAUCCCUGGGCUGCUGAAGACAAAAUGUUCACCAUCCAUGAGGAAGCCAUCAGCUGGCCCAGCACUUUCAACCAAAUUUUCUUAGAACUGCCACAAAAAGCAGAAGCAGAUAGCUUGCCCACCAACAAUACAAGUGGAUCUAAUACAAUAGUAGUCCAGCAGAAAGUAAAAGCAAAAUUGAAAGUCCUCAAAAACCAGACCAUACCUGUUUCUGUGUGUACUGAGAGCUGCCUACCUGGAUAUUUUAAGAAAAAGCAGGAGGAGAAGCCUUUUUGUUGCUAUGAUUGCCUCCCAUGUCCCAAAGAGAAAAUGUCCGGCCAGAAAGAUAUGAAUGACUGUUUAAAAUGCCCCGAAGAUCAAUAUCCAAAUAAGGACCAAGAUUCAUGUAUUUUGAAGAAAAUAUCUUUCUUGUCCUAUGAAGAGCCAAUAGGAAUAAGUUUAGUUACUCUUGCACUUUUCUUUACUCUCUGCACAACUGUGGUACUCGCAACAUUUUUGAAGUAUCACAAUACUCCCAUUGUAAAGGCAAAUAACCAAAACCUCACCUACCUUCUACUCAUCUCCCUCAUCCUAUGCUUCCUUUGUUCAUUGCAGUUUCUUGUUGUACCAGGUAAUAUAAUAUGUCUUUUCAGACAAAUUAGCUUUGGUAUCAUCUUCUCAGUGGCUGUUUCUUCUGUUUUGGCAAAAACCAUCACUGUGGUUCUGGCUUUCAUGGCCACUAAGCCAGGAUCCAGGAUGAGGACAUGGGUGGGAAGAAGACUGGCUACCUGCAUCAUUCUUUUUGGUUCCCUGAUUCAAGCAGGUAUCUGCAUGGUGUGGCUCUUCACAUUUCCCCCUUUCCCUGAAAUUGAUACCCAUUCAGAAAUUGAGGAACUCAUACUGCAAUGCAAUGAAGGCUCAGCUGCCAUGUUCUACUGUGUCCUAAGUUACAUGGGCUUUCUGGCAACUGCCAGUUUCACAGCAGCAUUUUUCUCCAGGAAGCUCCCCAGCAAUUUCAAUGAAGCUAAAUAUCUCACCUUCAGCAUGCUGAUCUUCUGCUGUGUGUGGCUCUCUUUUGUUCCGUCCUACCUGAGCACCAAAGGGAAAUACAUGGUGGCUGUGGAGGUUUUCUCCAUUUUGACUUCUACUGCUGGAUUGUUGGUCUGCAUAUAUUUCCCCAAAUGUUACAUAAUUAUUGUUAGGCCAGAGCUAAACAAGAAGGAACAAUUAAUAAAGAGAAAAUAUUAA